Messenger RNA from Puccinia triticina, 303 nucleotides. RefSeq lists its product as uncharacterized. The record is from RefSeq and is a predicted model, not a curated record. The coding region runs from base 1 to 303 and encodes 100 amino acids. Lineage: Eukaryota; Fungi; Basidiomycota; Pucciniomycetes; Pucciniales; Pucciniaceae. The transcript has 3 exons.
AUGGUGCGCAAGAUGGAUGAGCGUUUAAUGGCCGACAAAGAUUGCAAAAUGGCGGAGAUGCACGAUUGGGUCGCAUUGGGAAUCUCAGAGCUCUCACCGGUUAUGAAUGAGUGUAUUUACUUCUUUCGCUAUGCGAAAGAUGAGGACACGAGGAUUCCCGAUACAUUCCGCAAACAAUUGGUCAGCUUAUUUCGCGCGCUCGACUGUCCUUUGGGCAAUUAUAACUCAACUCAACCUCGUAUUUACGUGUCAGGACAGGGACGUGGGAAAUAUUCCAAUGCAGACAUAGUAAUAUGGCCGUGA